Molecule: messenger RNA, 2421 nt
Organism: Aureobasidium pullulans EXF-150
Lineage: Eukaryota; Fungi; Ascomycota; Dothideomycetes; Dothideales; Saccotheciaceae
Exons: 3
Coding region: 1-2421 (806 amino acids)
Biological process (GO): osmosensory signaling via phosphorelay pathway
Cellular component (GO): Mcs4 RR-MAPKKK complex
Molecular function (GO): protein kinase activator activity; phosphorelay response regulator activity
Source: RefSeq, a predicted model, not a curated record
AUGCCAGGUCUCAGAGCGGCUUUCAAAGGACUCUUGAAGCGGUCGCAUAGCACGGGCAGCUCCUCGGCAGAAGCCCAGCCGCCGGUGCAAGCCUCUGCCUCUGCGGUAGCGGUAGGCAGCCCAAGCAGAAGCAGCUCUCGUCAAUCAUCUCCGCAUAUCCCUCUCAAGAGCCCGUCCAAGUUUAGUGUCCAGGACAGCAUCCGAGAGGAAGAGGCCGACGAUCACUUCCACGACGCUGCCGAGACGAGUCCGCGCCCGCCGACUCUUCGUCCUGCCAGCAACAGCAACAGCGCCAGCACCGCCGCUGCUCCUCCGACACCCGGCGCCCGUGCUCCAGACAUUGAUCAGCCAACCGUCGACCUCGACGACGACGACGCGACCAACCAAGACCGACAUGGGAUAUCGAGCCACUCAGACAAGCCAUCCCUAACUCUGCAGUGUGCCACGCCCGAAGCCGGCAAGCACAUCGACGCCGAACUCCGCAGCCUCCGUCCUCAAUCUGUCCACUCCCGUCCUCACUCUCCACUAUCCAUACGCGCGCAGCCGUCCCCAUCUCUUCCGUCGUUGCCGCCUCCUCCGCCCAAACGUCCAUCUGAGAACACAGUCCGCCGACAGUCCCUCUUAACCGGCGCCAACGCUCCUAUCAUUCGUGCUCUACUCAGCCCCACCACCGUUUCUCAAUUCCCGCUACCUCCUUCAACCCCUCCGGCUACCAUUGAAGCCUCGGACUACUUUGUUGACGCUCCCGUCCCUAAACUUCCAAAUAUUGCUAGCAUGUUGACUCGAAAAGUAUGGGUCAAAAGGCCCAAUGCCUCUCCCACAAUGGUCACUGUGCGCGAGGAUGACCUUGUUGAUGAUGUACGAGAUCUUGUUAUGAGAAAAUACGGCAAUUCUUUGGGCAGAAGUUACGACUCGCCAGACCUUGUCCUGCGCAUCGUCAGUAGACUCGACGAGACCGGCAAGCGUGGCCCGGAGCGCAUUCUUGGUCCAGAUGAAGACAUUUGUCGCACACUGGACUCAUAUUAUACUGGCGGCCAAACCGCUGAAGAGGCUCUCCUCAUCGAAACCCCUCCACGCCGUACACCCCGCCCUUCGCCUCGAAUCUACCAUGGUGCAUCAUACGCCGCUCUAGACGACUACCGUCCUGCCGAGACAGGAAGCGACUACUUCCCUCCUAUGCCAGCCGUCCAGCUCCCAACAAAUGUCCCCGGCCAACCUCCAGUGCAGCAGACACUGCACCCGGAGCCGCCGCGCUCAAUAGCCGUCUUGAACACUGGUCAAAUUCCUGUCCUGCCGUCGCCGGGUAGUGCCCGCCGUCACCGCGAUCCUCGUGACCCUCGUCCCAAGUUCAACCGCCAACACACCUCAUCUCCCACCAUCAUGACACACAACCCUCCACCUACAACCAUGCCUCUCAAUGCAUCCAACCUCGCUGUUUCUCAACACAUGCCUUCAAUUCGCCAGGGCCGUCCAAGAGUUGGCUCCACCGCUUCCGAACAACAAGGCCAUGCUAUCCCGGCUGCGCCCCCUCUCCCAACACCUCCUGCUGCUGAGGCCGCUCCCACAGCUCACCCCGGCAGUUCACCGCCUACUCCUGCUUCUCAGAGUCAAAGCACCCUGAAGCCUGCUCGCCCUCGUCGCCAAAGAAAGCUCACACCUACAGACGGCACAGCCACUGUCAAAUCUCCCAACAAUGGCGCCAAAACUACGCUGCCCCCUUCUCUGCUCGAUGGUGCAGUCCCUCCUAUCAAUGUGUUGAUUGUCGAGGACAACAUUAUCAACUUAAGACUUCUGGAGGCGUUUAUGAAGCGUUUGAAGGUCAGAUGGAGCACCGCGUUGAACGGUCAGAUCGCUGUCAACAAAUGGCGAACUGGUGGCUUCCAUCUGGUUUUGAUGGAUAUUCAAAUGCCCAUCAUGAGCGGUCUGGAAGCAACAAAAGAAAUUCGUCGACUCGAAAGAGUCAACGGAAUUGGUGUCUUCAGCACCGCUGCUCCUGAACCGUAUACCGGCGAGAACGGAGAGGAACAGGACGAAGCUCAGAAGGAGAGAGAGGACGACAGGCUGGUCUCAGAUGGUGGUCUUUUCAAGAGUCCGGUCAUCAUUGUUGCCCUCACUGCAAGUUCUUUGCAAAGUGACAGACAUGAAGCUCUCGCCGCUGGUUGCAACGAUUUCUUGACAAAGCCUGUUAACUUCGUAUGGCUUGAACGUAAGGUCAAGGAAUGGGGCUGCAUGCAAGCUCUUAUCGACUUUGACGGCUGGCGCAAGUGGAAAGACUUUGAUGCCGAUAAGGCGGCAAAAGAGAAGAAGGCUAAGCGCCUUUCACGAGCCAGCGCAGAAGGACCCCCUAGAUCACCUCGCCCUGGAGCAGCGACGGAAACAUCAGCACAAAACAAUGGGGAAGCGACGAACGAAGCCGCAUAG